Messenger RNA from Drosophila nasuta, 5069 nucleotides. RefSeq names its product Synaptotagmin 14 (gene Syt14). Gene Ontology annotation, molecular function: phospholipid binding. NCBI's taxonomy places the organism in Eukaryota, Metazoa, Arthropoda, Insecta, Diptera, Drosophilidae. The record is from RefSeq and is a predicted model, not a curated record.
ACAUAAGAUGUGGGGGAAAGCUUUUGUAUCCUUUCAGAAUAUUAUAUUUGCUACCGUUCAAGUGGAAUACAGUACAACAAAUUGCUCGAUUAGCUAGUGUAAUUUUAUUUUAAAAUCAACUAUAGAACGUGCCGCACCAUCUCGAGAGUUGCUGGAAAAUGUUUAUAGAGUGACGGACGCGUCGGUUGCAGAAAAAGUGAAACUAUAAAUUUUUUGUGAAUUUGCAAUGGUAUUAUAAAUAAGAAAUAAGUGCAAGUGACAGUUACUAAAAUAAAUAAUUGGUUAUCUUUAAGCAAUUCGUAUUUAGUUGCAAUCCAUCAUAAAAAUAUUGCAGUGCUCGGUCAACAAAAUAUUCAUUGUGCUGCGAAAAAUCGAUUGAUUUAAACCGUGGUACAACGCUCAGAGUGCUCAGUGCUCAGAGCUGUCAUCUCUCAUGAGAGCUUUUCCACUCUAGUUCAAUAAAUAUCGAAUACGACGAUUUUUACAUAAACAGCAUUAGCAAGGAUUGUGACCACAACUGAAGGAAAUUGGGAAAAACCCCCAAAAAGUCACGCAUGAACCAACAUGAUUGUCACAUCUGGUGUGGAUAGCACUGCUUCGUUAGGCACAGUUGAGGUUACAACUCUCUUGGGUUCUUUUUUUGGCGUGCUUGUGCUCCUCCUGCUGCUUUUCCUGUACAUCAGUCGCAGAUGUUGUUUUCAUCAUCGCCAUGGCAUCAAUUGCUGUGACGAACGCCACUUGGCAGCCAAAUGCGUGCAAAAGAUCACACGAAAGCGACGCUAUGAGAACACCAGCUCCGAUUCCGAGGAAGAUAUGCUGCGUCGCCUGCGCUGGCAUCAGCAGAACAACAAUCUGCUGCCCAAUGGCAAGUUUGUGGGCUACGGCAUGGGCAUCGAUCAAAUGAACCCGUUGACGGGUCACUCCUUCAAUUAUCAUCAUCAGGCGGACCUGCAAAGGGUCGUCACGGUGACACGUGACCCCUUGGCAAUUGCCGAAAGGGGCAAGGUCGGCAUACCAUCGUCGCACAGCGAGUGCAGCUCCAACGAUUCCAUUGAGGCGUCUGUCGACAGUCACACGGGCAUUCUGACUGGGGAAAGGGAGACUCGAGCUAUUCCUUCAUCAAGGAGCUCGUACAGCAAACCGCAUUCACAGUCACAUUCACAGUCCCAGCGUUACCAACAGCAUAAGGUCGACGUGCUGCCCCAAAAGGUCGACAAGGAUAGGGAUAGCGUGGUCGUGGUGCCAAUUACAACGUUUAGUAGUACCAAUAAUAAUAACAACAACAACAGCACUACAAAUAAUAAUAAUAAUAACAACAACAACAACGAUGAUGAGCCUCUUUUCGACACGAGUGACUUGCGGUCCAUCAAGUCGGAUGACAUUAUAGAGACAACCGACUCAAAGAUUGCCCCGCCGCGUGGCCCCAUCGAGCUGGAGAUGUCCUUGUUGUACGAUGCGCCCAUGCGCAAGAUGACGGUGCAUGUGAUGCAGGCGCGCUGUCUGCCACCUCUGGGCAAUGGCCAGCAGACGCACACCCAGGUGCGCAUGCUGAUGCUGCCGAACAAGAAGCAGAAGCACAAGACCAAGAUAAGGAGUGGUGAGAAUCCACAGUACAUGGAGAGCUUUCUGCUGCAUCGUGUCAAUCCCGAGGAUGUCAACAACAUGGGCCUGCGAGUGCGUCUCUAUGGCUGCGAGCGACUGCGCAAGGAACGCCUCAUAGGCGAGGCGUAUGUGAGCUUUGCCACCGUCGACCUGGAGCUAGAGACUAAUCUGUGGCUGCCUUUGGAGCCGCGCAAUACAUCAUCGCUGCUUGGAUCCACGAGCGACCUUCUUAGCUUGGCCAGAUCGGACAGUGCUGGUUCGACGUCCUCCAUGCAACACGGCGGCGUCUCGGAGCUGCUCCUGGGACUGAGCUACAAUGGAGUCACGGGUCGCUUGAGCGUGGAGAUUAUCAAGGGCAGCCAGUUCCGCAGUCUGACGCUGAACAAGGCGCCCGACACGUAUGUGAAACUGUGCAUGGUCAGCAGCAUUGGGCAGGAAAUAUCGCGAGCCAAAACGUCCAUUCGUCGGGGUCCCAAUCCGCUGUUCAAGGAGACGUUUGCGUUCCAAGUGGCGCUGUUCCAGCUCAACGAUGUGACGCUCAUGAUCUCCGUGUAUGCGAAGCGGCACAUGAAGAAGAACGAGAUGGUUGGCUGGUUUAGCUUGGGAUUGAACUCGUCGGGACCGGAGGAGUGUGCGCAUUGGACAGAUGUUUGUGAGUUGCCCAAGGGCGAGAUUCUGGCACGGUGGCAUGUGCUUGUGGAUUCCUGAUUCGAGCAGUUGGGACAGUCCUCGGGACGCAGCAGCAAGGCGCUCAAGAAACUGAGCUUUGCUGCGUUCAAGGACAAGUCCAAGGAUAAAACGACUCAGAAGGAGUCGGAGUCGCCGGAUGGCGUUCAAUUCGCUGCAGACAAUGCGGUUGCAGUCGACAUUGAGCCGGGAUUGGAACUAGAUUUUGUCUAGAUUUGAGAUAUGGUCGCCUUAAGACCUUUUGAUUGGUUUUUUUUAAAUGGAACACCGACAACAAAAAAAACUCGGAAGGUGUUCCAGCACCCCAAGGACUACAUAUUGUACUUUUUGGAUAAUCUGGAAACUAUUUAACCAGAUUUGAGCCCAUUAACUUGGCUCGACAAAUCUUUGUAAUUUGGAAAACACAAAAAUUAACUUAAAUUUGGCAAAGCAUUUUUUGAUAAAAUGUGCAAACACAAAAAAAAAAGAAAAAGAAAAAUACAAUUAACAAUUAAACUAGUAUUAUUAAACUUUUAUACGCAACUGAAAAAUGCAAAAUGCAAAACGCAUGUAACUUAUUACUCAAGUUUGAACUUUAUAAUUGUUUGUGAUAAAGCAUAUGAUAAUGGUUAGAGAUCGAAGAGCGACAACAGGUCGUAUGAAUGAUGAUGAUGUUAGAUAAAGAAAGAGUAUACGUAUGUUGACAUACAUUUUUGUAUUUAAUAUUUUCUCUGCAACUCGAACAAGAAACUCAACAAAUAUUUAACCGCAAAGGUUUUGACGGUCCGAAAAACGCGCGGACUAGCACUUUUUAUUACUACCAUAAAUAAGAAUUUCCAAAUUGAAAAACCAAAUAAUUAUUAGCAUUGUUAACCGAGUAUUGAUCAAAACAUUUGAAUUGUAUGAGAUUGCGAGUACAAUUAACAAACAUCUGGAAUUCUUACCUCUCUCAAACCAAAUGUUAAUCGUACUUAUUUAAUUACCUAUCUCAGUGCUCGCAUAUCUCGAAUAUAUUCGAAUGUUUUGGCAAAACUAAGCGCAAAAAUGAAUAGCAACAAACAAACAAAGAAGCAACAAUUGUAGCCAACGCAUACAUACAAACAAACAUAUACAUAUACAUAGAGGAAAUUCUAGAAAUUUUUACCUAGAAAAUCAUCGCGCAUUGUUCCAGUUUUUAUAUGAAUACAACAAAUAUACCUAUACUCUAGGAUUCAAAUUAAAUACGCACAAAAAUCGAAGGUACAACAGGAGUAGGAGGCAACAGAAAGCAGAAGGCAGAUAGAUAAGAGCGUUUAUAAUGUUUAUAAAGAUAUUGGAAAUCCAGCACCAUUUAUUCGAUAUUUCAAGAGGGUUGCUCGGAGAACUAUUUAAGAGACACAACAUUUAAUGUUGCAAAUGUUAGCAAACAAACAAAUUUAAGUACUUAAUUACCAAAAAAGAAGAGAGUAAACUACCUAUUGAAGGGAUAGAGGAGGAUAGAAGGACGAGGGCGAGGGGAGCGCAUUUACCUUGAAUAUAAAAUGAAACAAAAUAUUGUAGGCUAAACUAAUUAUACGGAGAACCAUGGAAAGCUUUAAUAAAUGUUGGUACUUAAUUGAUUUUUACUUAAUUGUCGAACGUCGUCUUAAUCGAGCAAGUAUUACAAAACUUAUGUAUCUACCAAAAUGAUAAGGAAAAGGCAGAAGAAGAAGAAUCUUAAAUAAAUAGUUUAAAUAUUUUAUUACAUAUAUUUAAUAUUAUUAUAUAAAUACAUAUAUAUUUGUAUCUUUUGAAAAUCUCUAUGUUUUCGAUGUCCAAUAUUUUAUAAUCACAAUUCACAAAUGAAUCUGUGUUCGUUGUUACUGAACUUUGCGAUAUAUAAAGUUAAUCUAAAAUUUAAUUUUGGACGCGAUUAAUGAGAGUUGUAGUCGAAGUCAGAAAAAGAGUAAAAAAAAAGUAGAGGAGGAGGAGCUGGAGUAGGAACAACAGAUGAGGAUUAACCGAUUUGGUAAAAAGAAAAGCAAAACGCACUUAAGAAACUUGUCAAGUCAUUUUUUGUAUAACAUAUUAUUAUUCUAUAAGCUUCUAUGUGUGCAUCUAACUUUAACCAAAGAAACACAACACACGAGAAAUGUAAAGAGUCUUGCAAAUAAAUGUUGCAAGUUUAUUUGCAGUGUACUUUGGCCUCUAUGUAGAAAACUCCCUCCAUUAAACAAAACUGAAUGAAGUGAUUGGAUUUUCCUGGAAUAGAUUACAAAUUUCUACUUUUCAAUUUAAAGCAAUUAAAUUGUCAUUGUUGAUUAUUAAAAUAAUAAUUUUAAUAUUACAUAAUUGUGACUUACAAAUAAAAUGAUAACAUUAACAACGGCUACGUAGAGCUUAUGGCUCCAUGUUACGCUAACUAUACACAUACACAUCUCUAUCUCUAUCUCUCUGUUGAUCAAUCAAUUCCCCCAAUCUAUCUAAUCCUAGUCUACUUUCUGCGCUUGCGACGCGCCGUCUUCUUCGUGCUCUCAUCAUCGUCACUGUCUGCACUAUAAUCCUGAGAAUCUUUGGGCCCCGUUGCUUGAGCAUCCCACUCUUUGCGCAGCUCGCUGAGCAUGCCCGGAGUCAGAAGACCUUGAGCCAGAAGUCGCUCUGUAAGGCGACCACGCGAUGAGCUGGGAAGACGAGGCUCCUUCACAGACGUUACACGACGUGUAUUGUAAGUGGGCACAUCGCUAUCCUGGCCAGCUUCUGUGUUUUUGAGCAGACGAGUUAUUUGAAAUACGCCUUGCUGGAUGAUCUCAUCGAGCUCCUUUUGAGCAUCACGCACUCGGGCA